AUGGCGGUGCUGCUGCGGCUUUUGCUGGCCAUUUGCUGGCCUGUUGCCCUCGGAAAUGUGAAGCUGGGAAAGCACAUCGUGAAAUACACCGAGGAGAAGUUGAACUAUGUCUUGAGCCAAGCGGAUCGCCCUCCGAUCUUCUUGGAGAUCUUUUCGCCCACCUGCCCCGCCUGCCAAGCCAUUGCGCCCCGGAUGAACGCCGCGGCGUCGCGCUUGCGGGCAGAGACGGAGAUCAAGGUGGUAGCGCUCGAUGGGACACAGGCGGAGCAGACCAUGCAGAAGCUUGGGGCCAAGGAGUUUCCGGCGCUUUUCUUCCUGGGCGCCAACCACACGGCUCGCUUGGACCUCCAGCGCGCCGACACGGCCGCCGCCAUCGUCCACUGGGCCACGCGCCUGGCGGCGCCGGCGGUGCGGCAGGUCGCGGCGGCGGAGCUGCCACCGUGCACGGGGGCGCCACAGCUGGUAUUGCGGGCACCGUCCAUGGUGCCAGCCUUCCAAAGCAUUGCAGAGGAGCACAAGCUACACUUCGAGGCCUUCUGGAUCACCACCGGCGGCCCAGCGACGGCGGCCAUCCGCCAUGCCCAUCAAGCGGACGCGACCUUUACAUGGAGUGAUCUCACAGCCGAUACACUGGACGAGGAGGGUGAGCGCUUUGAGCAACUGGUGAAGGAGAGUCUUCUCCCAGCUGUGAUCAUGGUCGACGAACCCAAGAAGGCUAUGAAAAUGAUUGAGAGUCAGCAAGAUGCAGUUCUCCUUUGGCUCGUGCUGAACGGGACCUCGAGCGAGGCUUGCGACCAGAGUUGCAGUGCUGGCGGCGAAACUGGCCAGGCUCUCGAAACCCAUGUGGCGCCCUGGCGCGCCGUGUUGGACGAAGGAGUGCGCUUGUACCGAGUGUCUGAGCUGAAGAACAUCGAAGAGCAGCUGCCUAGUGCUGGCAGUGGAUUUGGCCCGUUUCCCCACCUUUGUGGAGCAGGAACUGUAUGCCUGGUCAGCCCCGACCUUGGUGGCCCAACGCUUCCGACAUGGGCCCAGGUACUUGUUUUCAGAGAAUGGAACACUCCCAGACACGGGGAGAGACCUGGCGGACUGGCUGGGCAGCCUGAUGAGGAGGAGAGGGCCCCAAGCAGCUCUCGGAAAAACCGGUGUCCGAAACGUCCCAGAAGCUCUGGCAAAAGGUGGUGA
Molecule: messenger RNA, 1182 nt
Organism: Durusdinium trenchii
Lineage: Eukaryota; Dinophyceae; Suessiales; Symbiodiniaceae
Source: the annotation of a GenBank genome assembly